CGAGAGAUUCUUGAUAAAUUGAGCAUUAAAGUAAGUCACGUUUCAAACAAAGUAUCUCUUCCGUACAGUUUUUCGCUCGUAACUACGAAACGUAAGAGGAAUUACUCGAAUACCGUUCGCAUCGAUGAAAUUACAGUCUUAUUCUUUACGCUGUUUACAGCGUUGGUUUUCGACGAAAUCACAAGGGAGCCUAAGUACGAUCAAUCUUGAGCAUCUGAGGCCGGAAGUAGUUCUUAGUGAGAAGAAUCGAAAAUCCUUUAUCGAGAAAUUCAAGACUCGUAAAAUGUCAACUAUAGAUGAGAAGGCGAAUCAGGCUGCAGUUUUAGUGCCACUAUGCAUGCACAAAGGGGAAUUAGGUUUUUUAUAUACCCUAAGAUCUACGAAAUUAAGUUCGAAUCGCGGUCAAGUCUCGUUUCCUGGUGGAAUGUACGAUAAGGAAGAUCGUGAUCUGGAAGAAACCGCAUUACGCGAGACCUGGGAGGAGCUUAGAAUUCCAAAAGAGAAAGUCGAUCUUUGGGCCUCUGGCAAUAUGAUUGAUAAGAAGAACGUUAAGGUCUUGCCUGUUUUUGGUUAUAUCGGCGAAAUUGAUCCGGAAAAACUUCACAUCAAUACGAACGAAGUGGAAGAGGCAUUCUUCCUUAGUUUAAGCAAUCUUUGCGAUCUUUCUUUAUGUCGGUACACUCAGUUUCGCGACAGUUACACUUUACCGGUUUAUUUAGGCGGGAAACAUCGUAUAUGGGGCUUCACUGCAGCGAUAACGCACAUAGUUUUAAAUGCUCUUGUACCUGAUGCCUACAAGUAUAAACUUGUUUACAUACGACACAUUUUACCCGAAAAAAAAGAUAAAAGUAUUUGUCAAUCGUGA
This is a messenger RNA of Habropoda laboriosa, 865 nucleotides long. RefSeq names its product nucleoside diphosphate-linked moiety X motif 8. Bases 125 to 865 code for a protein of 246 amino acids. Gene Ontology annotation, molecular function: coenzyme A diphosphatase activity. NCBI's taxonomy places the organism in Eukaryota, Metazoa, Arthropoda, Insecta, Hymenoptera, Apidae. The record is from RefSeq and is a predicted model, not a curated record. The transcript is spliced from 2 exons.